Molecule: messenger RNA, 1560 nt
Organism: Anopheles stephensi (Asian malaria mosquito)
Lineage: Eukaryota; Metazoa; Arthropoda; Insecta; Diptera; Culicidae
Product: eukaryotic initiation factor 4A-III
Exons: 2
Coding region: 171-1373 (400 amino acids)
Cellular component (GO): nucleolus; catalytic step 2 spliceosome
Molecular function (GO): ATP binding; mRNA binding; RNA helicase activity
Source: RefSeq, a predicted model, not a curated record
GCUGUCAAACCAGGAGAAAACGCCAAAAGAAAAUCUUGACAUCAAAUAACACACGCUCCGCUUUCGCACAGUUUUGGUGGGGUAAAAGAAAAAGUUUUCCUAAAAAUCGUAAACGAAUAGUGUGUCGAACCUUGUCCUGAAGUAAUUGCUUCGGUGCACAGCAUAUAACAAUGGCUGGAAGAAGGGUGCCGGCGAACGAGGAUCUAUCGAACGUGGAGUUCGAAACAAGCGAAGAUGUCGAGGUGCUGCCGACGUUCAACUCAAUGGGGCUCCGGGAAGAGCUACUGCGGGGUAUUUAUGCGUAUGGUUUCGAGAAGCCUUCCGCCAUCCAGCAAAGAAGUAUUCAACCGAUCGUAAAGGGUCGCGAUGUCAUCGCACAGGCACAGUCCGGUACAGGCAAAACGGCGACCUUUUCCAUAUCCAUUUUGCAGUCGAUGGACACUACGCUGCGAGAAACGCAGGUUCUCUGUUUGUCUCCGACGCGCGAAUUGGCAGUUCAGAUUCAGAAAGUCAUUCUGGCGCUCGGUGAUUUUAUGAACGUACAGUGUCACGCCUGCAUCGGAGGUACCAACUUGGGGGAGGACAUUCGCAAACUGGACUAUGGCCAGCACGUAGUGAGUGGUACACCGGGCCGUGUGUUCGAUAUGAUCAAACGACGCGUGCUGCGUACGCGUUCCAUCAAGAUGUUGGUGCUGGAUGAAGCGGACGAAAUGCUUAACAAAGGAUUCAAGGAGCAGAUCUACGACGUUUACCGAUACCUGCCGCCAGCCACGCAGGUAGUGCUGAUUUCUGCUACACUUCCGCACGAAAUUCUCGAAAUGACCUCCAAGUUCAUGACCGACCCGAUCCGCAUUCUGGUCAAGCGUGAUGAACUGACGCUAGAGGGCAUCAAGCAGUUCUUCGUGGCCGUCGAGCGCGAGGAGUGGAAGUUCGAUACGCUGUGCGAUCUGUACGAUACGCUCACCAUCACGCAGGCAGUCAUUUUCUGCAACACCAGACGCAAGGUGGACUGGCUAACGGAGAAGAUGAGGGAAGCUAACUUCACCGUCAGCUCGAUGCACGGUGACAUGCCGCAGAAGGAGCGUGACGAAAUCAUGAAGGAGUUCCGUUCCGGGCAGAGCCGCGUACUGAUCACGACCGAUGUUUGGGCGCGCGGUAUCGACGUGCAGCAGGUAUCCCUUGUCAUUAACUACGAUUUGCCGAACAACCGUGAGCUGUACAUUCACCGUAUCGGUCGAUCGGGUCGGUUCGGUCGUAAGGGUGUUGCGAUUAACUUUGUGAAAUCUGACGAUAUCAGAAUUUUGCGAGACAUUGAACAGUACUACUCUACGCAGAUCGAUGAAAUGCCUAUGAACGUGGCGGAUCUUAUUUAAAUAUGUUUAUGGCAUGCACAUAGCAUGAUGCAGAAAUUUAACACAUUUGUACUAUUCAUCCGGGUUUGCACGAUUGUGCGAUGCAGCACCUAGAAAACGCAGUCUUUUAAGCGUGUAAUCAUACAUUCUCUAAGUUUUGGAAUCUAAACAUGGACUCAAAAUAAAUGGAUUAUUCAUCUCUAUCAUA